AAUAGAAACUAGACUUCCCCUUCCAAGGCUAGAUGAACACGUUACUCUCCUUGCAGCCGCCAUUGCCGUCUAAGGCGCUUUUGGUCCCCGCUAACCAGAGCCCAAGCUACUUCCGCUUCCGGCUGCAGCCAGCCGGCGAAAGUGCGCGGCGGCGGCAGGCGGCGGCGUCCGUGCGGAGCAGAGCGGCGCGUAGCUGUGGGAGUGUCUCCAGCGAAUCUGCAGGGUCUCCAUCAUGCAAACCUGGUCUUGUUUCCCAAUUGAGGCCAAGGCCAGAGCCAAAGGGAGCAGAAUGCAGGAUUCUCCACGCCACAGGUACAGACUGGGAAUCCCAGCUUAAGGCCAGAGAGGCAGCCACCCUGCAGGACAGUUUGGAAGGAGCGUUGUCCAGUGCCGUGCCGUGCCGUGCCGUGCCGUGCCGUGCCGAUGGGGAUGAAGGCGGCCGUGCAGAUUCAGAGGGUGGUGGCGCAGACACCUGCACCGGACCUUCCCGACACGCAGCUCUGCCUGCUCAGGAUCCCGUCUGGCUCCAGGAGGACAGCAUGGAGGAGGAAGCCAUGGUUUCAGGGUUGCUGACUCCCUGUUCGCAGGUCACCUUUGCGGAUGUGGCUGUGGUGUUCACCCCCGAAGAAUGGGUGUUUCUGGAUGCCGCCCAGAGAAGCCUGUACAGGGAAGUGAUGCUGGAGAACUGCAAGAACUUGGCCUCCCUUGGAGAUGAGCUCUGCAAGCUCCGUAUGCUGUUGCACCUGGAUCAAAGAGAAGAGCUGCAGACCACUGUGAGAGGGGUCUUCACAGGAUCGUGUCCAGAACCUCAGUUUCAGCCCCAGGAGUCAGUUCCCAGCCCAGAUGUUUCUGGAGGAAUUCCACCCAUGGGCAUGAAAACGGAGCUGCCUCAGCCUGGUGGAAAACCUUAUAGAUGUGAUGAACUGGAGAAACCCUUUAACAGCAUCGAACUGCCUCUUCAGUACCAAAAGAUUCAUCCUGGAGAGGCUCCUUUUGAAUGUCAAGAGAGCAGGAACUCCUUCUUCCAGAGCACUCACCUCAUCCUGCCUGAGAAAAUGCGGAGUGGGGAUAAAGCCUACGCGUGUGAUAAAUGUGACAAGUCCUUCAGGUACGGCUCCGACCUUCUCAGGCACAAGAAGACCCACACCACCGAGAAGUACUUUGAGUGUCUGGAGUGCAGGCAAGCCUUCAAAUAUUCCUCGAACCUGCGGCGACACAUGAGAACUCACACCGGAGAGAAGCCCUAUGAGUGUAGCCAGUGCGGGAAAACCUUCACGAGGAACUUCAACCUGAUCUUGCACCAGAGGAACCACACAGGAGAGAAGCCCUACGCAUGCAAGGACUGCGGGAAAGCCUUCAACCAGCCAUCCUCCCUCCGGAGCCACGUGAGGACUCACACGGGAGAGAAGCCCUUCGAGUGCAGCCAGUGUGGGAAAGCCUUCAGGGAACACUCAUCCCUCAAGACGCAUCUCCGAACCCACACUCGGGAGAAACCAUACGAGUGCAACCAGUGUGGGAGGCCAUUCCGGACGAGCACGCACCUGAAUGUGCACAAACGGAUCCACACGGGGGAGAAGCUGUACGAGUGCGGCACCUGUGGCCAGGUCCUGAGUCGCCUCUCCACCCUGAAGAGUCACAUGAGAACUCACACGGGAGAGAAGCCCUACGUGUGCCAGGAGUGUGGACGAGCCUUCAGUGAGCCCUCGUCCCUCAGGAAACACGUGAGGACGCACACAGGCAAGAAACCCUACACGUGCCAGGAGUGCGGACGGGCCUUCGGCCAGUCUUCACAUCUCAUCGUGCACGUGAGGACACACACUGCGGGGAGACCCUACCCAUGUAAUCAGUGUGACAAGGCUUUCCGGCACAGUUCAUCCCUGACCGUGCACAAGAGGGUCCACGUGGGGCGGGAGAGCCUUGGGGAGGGCGGCCUGCCUCUGUCACUUCCUCUCCCGUACUGUGGGCCCCUUGCUCAUUAACUGCUUGUGAGGAUAUAAACAUUUGGUACCAUU
This is a messenger RNA of Tupaia belangeri chinensis (Chinese tree shrew), 2012 nucleotides long. It is a transcript of the gene ZNF333, whose product is annotated as zinc finger protein 333. Gene Ontology annotation, molecular function: DNA-binding transcription factor activity, RNA polymerase II-specific; RNA polymerase II cis-regulatory region sequence-specific DNA binding. The transcript is spliced from 9 exons. Gene Ontology annotation, cellular component: nucleus. Bases 33 to 1979 code for a protein of 648 amino acids. NCBI's taxonomy places the organism in Eukaryota, Metazoa, Chordata, Mammalia, Scandentia, Tupaiidae. The record is from RefSeq and is a predicted model, not a curated record. Gene Ontology annotation, biological process: regulation of transcription by RNA polymerase II.